This is a messenger RNA of Oppia nitens, 1651 nucleotides long. It is a transcript of the gene Prp19, whose product is annotated as pre-mRNA-processing factor 19-like. Bases 120 to 1634 code for a protein of 504 amino acids. The record is from RefSeq and is a predicted model, not a curated record. Gene Ontology annotation, molecular function: protein binding; ubiquitin protein ligase activity. Gene Ontology annotation, cellular component: cytoplasm; Prp19 complex; U2-type catalytic step 1 spliceosome. NCBI's taxonomy places the organism in Eukaryota, Metazoa, Arthropoda, Arachnida, Sarcoptiformes, Oppiidae. Gene Ontology annotation, biological process: protein ubiquitination; DNA repair; mRNA splicing, via spliceosome. The transcript has a single exon.
GUUUUAUUGUAAGUAAUGGACAAUACAGUCAAUGGUUUGCAAACACAUGUGAAUCGUUGACAACUCGUUGUUGUGUUUGAGCUAAACAUUGGAUCAAUUGAGGUGAUUGACUAACUGUCAUGUCGUUGUGUUGCGCCAUAAGCAAUGAAGUGCCCGAAGUGGCCGUUGUGUCGCCGACUUCGGGUGCGAUCUUCGAGAAGCGACUUAUUGUCAAAUAUAUCGAAGAACACGGAACCGAUCCAAUCAAUGGCGACAAAUUAUCUGAAGACAUGUUAGUUGAAAUUAAGACACCAGCUAUUGUGAAGCCGAGACCGCCGUCGGCCACAAGCAUUCCGGCCAUUUUGAAGACACUUCAAGACGAAUGGGAUGCUGUAAUGCUUCACAGCUUUACUUUAAGACAACAGUUGCAAACGGCUCGUCAGGAACUGUCUCACGCUCUCUACCAACACGACGCCGCCUGUCGUGUCAUCGCUAGACUUACCAAAGAGGUGACCGCCGCACGUGAAGCAUUGGCCACUCUUAAACCAAAACCAGGAGGCAGUGGUGGUGGCGGACAAGUGGGUGGCAAUCAACCAAAUUUGAAUCCAACUGCAGAACCGACAGUUGAAGCGGGUAUAACACCAGAAGUAUUGGAAAAAUUGGAACAAAAGGCGUCUGUUCUUACAGCUGAACGUAAACGAAGAGGAAAAUCAGUUCCCGAAGAUCUUGUCAAACCUGAAGAGUUUCGAACAUAUACUGCAGUUGCUUCUCAUUCGGGUCUCCAUAGUGUUAGUAUUCCCGGAAUAUUAGCGGUCGAUAUUUGUCCGACUGAUUCAAAUAAGAUACUGACGGGUGGUAAUGAUAAGACAGCCAUUGUUUUCAAUAAAGAUAACGAACAAGUGAUUGCAUCGCUUAAAGGCCACACAAAGAAAGUGACAUCAGUUAUAUUUCAUCCAAAUCAAGACAACGUUAUCACUGCAUCUCCCGACAGUCAGAUACGUAUUUGGCAUUUACCCACCACUCAGACCAUUCAAGUUGUCCGCGCACACGACGGACCCAUCACUGCUAUAUCACUUCACGCAACGGGUGAUUACGUGUUGAGCACAUCCACUGACGAAUAUUGGGCUUUUUCUGACAUUAACACCGGACAAGUGCUGACCAAAGUUGGCGAUACAACAACACCGCAUGCAUUGACAACCGCCCAAUUCCAUCCCGACGGACUUAUCUUUGGCACCGGAACUUCGGAUUCAUUAAUCAAGAUAUGGGAUUUAAAAGAGCGCAGUAAUGUCGCCAACUUUCCCGGACAUUCGGGUUCUAUAUCAGCGAUGGCUUUCUCUGAAAAUGGUUAUUAUUUGGCCACUUCUGCCGAUGACUCGACUAUAAAGCUCUGGGAUUUACGAAAAUUGAAGAAUAUUAAGACAUUGUUUUUGGAUGAGAAUUAUCAGGUCAAAGAUCUUUGCUUUGAUCAAAGCGGUACUUAUUUGGCUGUCGCCGGAACUGAUGUCAGAGUUUAUGAGAGUAUAAGCAAACAGUGGGAAAAUUUGAAGACAUUUGCCGAUCACACGGCUGCCGCCACUGGCGUUCGUUUUGGACGCGAUUCCCGUUAUUUGGCUUCAGUAUCAUUGGAUAGAGCGCUCAAAAUAUAUUCUAAAUAAUAUUUUAAUAUAUUUUU